CAGUCGGCAGCCCCGGAGGGAUGCGGCGCAGAGCGGCCGGCGGCAGCCCGCGAAGCCUGGCCCGGCUGCGGGCAUGACCCGGGCCCGGAGCGGGGCCGAGCCGGCUGCGGUGUGAGCUUCGCCCCGGGAGGGCCGGGCCGGGGCCGCCUCUCGCCCUGCCCAAGCCUCCGCGCAUCCUCCAGCACCGCCUGCGCGGGCCGUGCCGAGCCGUACCGAGCUGUGCCCAGCCGUAUCCGAGCCGUACCGAGCCGUAUCCGAGGCAUAACGAGCCGCGCCGGGCCGGUCGGUCCGAGCCGUGCCGAGUCGGGCUGAUCCGAGCCGUGCUAAGCGGUAGGAUGAGGGGCAUCCUUUACUUCUGCACGCUGGUCCUCCUGGAAGGUAUGGCAGAAGCUGUCAGCUCCAGCAGGGACUGCCUUCAAGCAGGGGAGUCCUGCACCAACGACCCCAUCUGCAGCGCCAAAUUCAGGACCCUGCGGCAGUGCAUCGCAGGCAACGGAGCCAACAAGCUGGGCCCCGACGCCAAGAGCCAGUGCCGCAGCACCGUCACGGCCCUGCUCUCCAGCCAGCUCUACGGCUGCAAGUGCAAGAGGGGCAUGAAGAAGGAGAAGCACUGCCUCAGCGUCUACUGGAGCAUCCACCACACCUUGAUGGAAGGCAUGAAUGUACUGGAGAGUUCCCCCUAUGAGCCCUUCGUCAGAGGCUUCGAUUACGUCCGGCUGGCAUCCAUCACCGCAGGGGCCGAGAACGAGGUGACGCAGGUGAACCGCUGCCUGGACGCCGCCAAGGCCUGCAACGUGGAUGAGAUGUGCCAGCGGCUGCGGACCGAGUACGUCUCCUUCUGCAUCCGGCGCCUGGCGCGGGCCGACGGCUGCAACCGCUCCAAGUGCCACAAGGCCCUGCGCAAGUUCUUCGACCGCGUGCCGCCCGAGUACACCCACGAGCUGCUCUUCUGCCCCUGCGACGACACCGCCUGCGCCGAGCGCCGCCGCCAGACCAUCGUCCCCGCCUGCUCCUACGAGUCCAAGGAGAAGCCCAACUGCCUGGCGCCGCUGGACGCCUGCCGCGAGAACUACGUCUGCAGGUCACGCUAUGCCGAGUUCCAGUUCAACUGCCAGCCCUCCCCGCAGGCUGUCAGCGGCUGCCGCAGGGACAGCUACGCUGCCUGUCUGCUGGCCUACACAGGCAUCAUAGGCAGCCCCAUCACUCCCAACUACAUUGACAACUCCACGUCCAGCAUCGCUCCCUGGUGCACCUGCAACGCCAGCGGCAACCGGCAGGAGGAGUGUGAGAGCUUCCUGCGCCUCUUCACCGACAACCUCUGCCUCCAAAAUGCGAUCCUGGCCUUUGGCAAUGGGACCUACCUGAAUGCAGCUGUGGCCCCAUCCAUCCCCCCCACCACACAGAUGUACAAGCAGGAGCGAAACGCCAACAGAGCCGUGGCGACCCUCAGAGAGAACAUCUUUGAGCACCUCCAGCCCACCAAGGUGGCUGGAGAGGAGAGGCUCCUGCGGGGCUCCACUCGUCUGUCAUCAGGGACCUCCAGCCCAGCAGCUCCCUCCUGCUGGGCAGCCUCCUCGCUGCGGAUGUGGCUUCUCCCCUCUCUUGCUGUGCUGAGCCUCUUUGUGAUGUGAGGCAGGGUGGGCACACACCAGGCAGAGACUCUCUUUGUGUUGGUUUCUUCACAAAACAAGCAGAGCAGAAGCUGUUUUGGGGAGGAGGGAGGGGAUGGAAGGAGAGGUGAGAUGUGGACAUCCCUUCCUCCUCCUCCAUCUGCCAGCUGAUUUGAUUUUAUACAACCAGCAUCAUCAACAACCACCUCAUUCUUGGUCCUGGCCACCUUUCCACCUCACAGCUUGGUUGUUGUUCCUCCAGCUCUCUGUGGACAGGGUCAGAGCCAUGGACAAUUCCCUUGGAACAGGUGAAGGAGAAAGUUGAGCCAAGAAAUGAGAGCUGCAGAGGAAAUGAUUUUUCCUGCCCUAGCCAAGAGGGGAAAAUCCUUUGAAAGAUGAGCUCUCAGGAGCUUUCCUGAAGCCCUGACUCAUGUUGUGGAACUCUUGACAGGACAUUCCAAGUGAUGUGGAGUUCAGACUGUCUCCAGGGUUGCUCAGGACCUGAAGAGCAGCCCGCCUGGUUCAGACUGAGGCAGCCAGAGCGGCAGCGGGGAGCUGGCUGGCUUUGUUCACCAGGAAAGAUCCAGCAGCACCUCUGGGGUGGACUAAGCAGCCAUGCUGCAAACUGGCUGGCAGGGAUUAUCCCCCCCUUGAAACCAUGGCCAGCAUGCAACCAGUUUGAAACUGCCAGCUGCCACCUGCCCCCC
Messenger RNA from Dryobates pubescens (Downy woodpecker), 2317 nucleotides. It is a transcript of the gene GFRA4, whose product is annotated as GDNF family receptor alpha 4. The transcript has 8 exons. Gene Ontology annotation, molecular function: glial cell-derived neurotrophic factor receptor activity. Gene Ontology annotation, cellular component: signaling receptor complex; external side of plasma membrane. Gene Ontology annotation, biological process: nervous system development. The record is from RefSeq and is a predicted model, not a curated record. Bases 336 to 1631 code for a protein of 431 amino acids. NCBI's taxonomy places the organism in Eukaryota, Metazoa, Chordata, Aves, Piciformes, Picidae.